Molecule: messenger RNA, 416 nt
Organism: Parasteatoda tepidariorum (common house spider)
Lineage: Eukaryota; Metazoa; Arthropoda; Arachnida; Araneae; Theridiidae
Gene: Nop10
Product: Nop10 ribonucleoprotein
Biological process (GO): rRNA pseudouridine synthesis; ribosome biogenesis; snRNA pseudouridine synthesis
Cellular component (GO): box H/ACA snoRNP complex
Molecular function (GO): snoRNA binding; telomerase RNA binding
Source: RefSeq, a predicted model, not a curated record
AGCAGAAAUAAGCAGACCGACUCUUGUUCAAAAAUUUAAUUUAACUUUCUGUUGUGUGAACACGUUUUGAAGAAUUUACUAAAGAUUUAUUAAGAAAUAUAUAGUAUUUUUAUUUCUUGAAAUCAUGCUGCUAAUGUAUUACUUGAAUGAAAGUGGAGAAAGAGUUUAUACUCUUAAUAAAGUGGACCCUAAUGGAAAACCUACCCUAUCUGCUCAUCCAGCUCGAUUUUCCCCUGCAGAUCCAUACAGCAAAUACAGAGUUUUGAUCAAGAGGAGAUUUGGGCUAUUACCAACACAAAAGCUAAAGCAAGCCUGUUAAUCUUUAAAAUCUAUUCACAUUUGUAAAUACAAGAUGAUUUGUUUUUUAAGUUGUACUUUUUUUAUAUUAAAGAAUAAAAAUAACAUCUUCUGUUUUA